AUGACUGAUAUUCACCGUCCUUUGGCCCCGGUGCCUCGGGGGACUCGCCGGGAGAGGAACGGCGAUGAUGCCCGCCAGCAGCCUAGGAAGAGGACUAAUAUCGGCGUUGCGUGUACAGCGUGCAAGGCUCGGAAGUUGAAGUGCUCCGGCGCACCCCCCUGCCAAAACUGUCUAAAGAACCACGUAGAAUGUACCGUCGACAACACCAGCGAUAAACGCCGAAAGUCCGGGAUUAAGCGCAAACUCGAGACCCUUGAAGACCGCAAGGAUUUAUUAUUGAAUCUUGUCCGGACACUUCGCGAUUCCGCCGACCGCCGCGUCCUUCAUCUGCUCGACCUUAUCCGCAGCGAUGCCUCCCUGGCCGAAAUACAGUUCUACCUUGAUGAGGAUCGGCCGCGCGGGGAGUCAGAGGGGAAGAAGGUGACGCCUAAGAGCCUGGAGUGGGAGCAGAAGAAUGGAAACGGGGCACAGUCGGAGUCAGAGUCGCCCGCGACAAGGGCCGUGUUCGAACCGGAGCAAUUGGCGGACGUCCCGAUAUUUGAUGUGCCGGCGGCGCCGUGGACGAACGUCACGCAGGAUGCGAGGCUUGUUUCGCAGCUGGUGUCGUUGUGGUUUACAUGGUUCCAUCCCUUUUUCAACUGGUUAGAUCGGGAUUUGUUUAUACGGGACAUGAGGUCGGGGGAUCUGAGGGUGCGAUGCUGUUCGCCGUUUCUGGUCAAUGCUAUGCUAGCUCUGGCUUGUACGCAUUCGAAUUCGGCCCAGGCAUAUGCAGUCCCUGGGGGCAUGGCUUCUAAAGGCGCACAUUUCUACAGUGAAGCGAAACGGCUAUUUUCCCAAGAAGAGGGCAGAAUCACCCUUGCUACAACGCAAGCUCUGGCCUUAUUAUCAGUAUACGCCAGCCUAACUUGCAAAGAACGCUCCAGCUGGAUCUACCGAAACAACUUCGCCUUCGCUGUCGACGAACUCUCAAAACAACACCCCAUUUCUCGCCCCACUGUCCACCACCGGGUAAUAGACCACACAAUAUGGGGCCUGUUUAACAUCGCCACACUCAAGGCCCUCGCAUUCUGUAAGGUGCCCACGAUUAAGAUUCCCAAUCGGCCUUUGCCGUCGCUGGUGUGUUCGGCAGAGGAUGUUUGGCAUCCGUACCCGUUGCAAUUGAGGGGAAUGCAGGCGCAUGGGAGCUGUGUGUUCCAUGCGUUGUGCGGGUUGAAUAGGAUCGUGCAUGAUCUUGCUUGGGUUUUCUUUGGUGGGGGUAAUCCACCACAGGCCGAUCUGAGGACGCAAACGAAGGAGUUCCAUUCUCGAUUGAGAGAUUGGGAAAAUCAGUUACCGGUCUGUUUGAGAGAACAAGAGGAGACUCAAGUUCCUCAUGCAUUAUGCUUGCACAUGUACUACUAUUGCAUCUGCAUAACCAUCUCCCAAUAUGCCCCGUCGAUAAAACCAGACCCUGACAAUACCUCCCCUUUUCCCAAUCCCAACCACCUCCCCGACACGCCCAGCCUCUUCUACGCCCGCAAAAUCUCCGCCCUAAUGCGUAUCCACCGCUCCGCAUGGGGGGCCGAUCGCAUCCCCGUCCCAAAUAUGCUCUGGGUAACAACCGCUCUUCUUAUCUUACUCCCCAGCCUCUCCAACCCCCAAAACCGCGAAGCAUUUAUCAGGCUUGCUGUGUCAGCGAAGACAUUUGCUAGGCGGUGGGCUGUCGGAAAGGCAAAGCUGGAAUUGGUACAGCGACGCGCAAGGGAUAUGGGCGUUGAGUGGCCGGUUGAGAUUGGGGCUUUGUUUGCGGAUGAGGAGGCUCAGGUUGCGUCGGGGUCGGGGUCGUCGAGGAAGAGAGCGAGGGUGGGAUCAUGA
Molecule: messenger RNA, 1854 nt
Organism: Aspergillus chevalieri
Lineage: Eukaryota; Fungi; Ascomycota; Eurotiomycetes; Eurotiales; Aspergillaceae
Product: Zn(II)2Cys6 transcription factor
Exons: 6
Coding region: 1-1854 (617 amino acids)
Biological process (GO): DNA-templated transcription; regulation of DNA-templated transcription
Molecular function (GO): DNA-binding transcription factor activity, RNA polymerase II-specific; zinc ion binding; DNA binding
Source: RefSeq, a predicted model, not a curated record